AUGCCGGCGGCCAGGAUUGGGGCAGCAGGCUCCAGCUCAGCUCGCGGGAAUCCGGAAUCUUCCCAGAGGCCAGGCGGCCAGGGCCCGCGGCAAGCCCUGCGCGCUUUGCGCGGCGCCACGACUGUGCGCUUCCCCACUGAGGGGCAGCGCCCAGCCGCCAGCCCCAGCGUCCCGGCGCAGCCUCCACGCCCCUCCAAACUCCCGGCGCAGCGCGGACACCUCGGCUCCGCCGCCGCCGCCGCCGCCGCCGCCACUCCCCCCACAUUCCUGAGGCCGCAGUGCCGUCUCCUUCCUCGCAUUCCUGCCCCCGCCGGGGUGGACGGACCGAGCCGCGCGGAGAGAGGCCCGCGGCGCGCAGCGGCCCCCGAGCUCAGCGCGCAGCCGGCCGGCAGUCCGCGGGCCAGCCUGGCGGGCUCGGACGGCGGCAGCGCCCGCUCCAGCGGCAUCAGCCUGGGCUACGACCAGCGCCACGGCAGCCCACGCUCCGGCCGCUCCGACCCACGCCCCGGGCUCGGGCCGCCGUCGGUGGGCAGCGCCCGCUCCAGCGUGUCCAGCUUGGGCUCCCGCGGCUCGGCGGGCGCCUACGCCGACCUGCUGCUGCCCCUGCCCAGCACCUGCCCCGCGCCGGCCCGCUCCCCAGAGCCUGCCGGGCCGGCCCCUUUCCCGCUGCCUUCGCUGCAGCUGCCCCCGGCCCGGGAGGGCGGCCCGAGCGCGGCUGAGCGGCGGCUGGAUGCGCUCACCCGGGAGCUGGAGCGGGCGCUGGAGGCGCGCACCGCGCAGGAUUACUUUGGCAUUUGCAACAAGUGUGGGCUUGGCAUCUAUGGAGCAAGGCAGGCGUGCCAGGCGAUGGGGAGCCUCUAUCACACCGACUGCUUCAUCUGUGACUCCUGCGGGAGACGGCUCCGAGGGAAGGCCUUCUAUAACGUGGGUGAGAAAGUGUACUGCCAGGAGGACUUCCUGUACUCCGGGUUCCAGCAGACGGCUGACAAGUGCAGUGUGUGUGGACACCUCAUCAUGGAGAUGAUCCUGCAGGCUCUGGGCAAGUCCUACCACCCAGGCUGCUUCCGGUGCUCCGUGUGCAAUGAGUGCCUGGACGGGGUGCCCUUCACGGUGGAUGUGGAGAACAACAUCUACUGUGUCCGAGACUACCACACGGUUUUUGCACCAAAAUGUGCCUCCUGUGCCCGUCCUAUCCUCCCUGCACAGGGCUGUGAGACGACCAUCCGUGUGGUGUCCAUGGACAGAGACUACCACGUGGAGUGUUAUCACUGUGAGGACUGCGGGCUGCAGCUGAGCGGGGAGGACGGUCGCCGCUGCUACCCCCUCGAGGGCCACCUACUGUGCCGCCGCUGCCACCUGCGGCGCCUCGGGCCGGGCCCACUUCCCUCGCCCGCUGUGCGAGUCACUGAGCUCUGAGCAGGGCUGGGUGGGGGCGGGUGUGUGUGGGAGAGGGCCGGGUGGGAGGCCCGGUCCGUGUCGCUGAAUUCCACCCCCCUCCUUUGCACACUCCCCACCGAGCUGCUGUCCUGUGCUGUCCGCAGGGGCCGGACCCCCGCGUUGAAGCUACUAUUUAUUCACCGUCUGUGCCUCCUCAAGCCACCCCCCUCCCCCGCCUUACUGUCCCCACCUGCCCCAUCACUGGCUUUGGUUCCAGGACCCUCCGAGCGCGCUCCCCGGGCAGGCUGUGUCCGGAAGGCGGGUUGGUGGAGGGCGAGGUGUCCGCUUCCUAAACGCCCUGCCCGCUGGGCGGUGGGAAGGGUGCCUUGUUUGCGUGGGGCCACAGAGCGGGUGAGGAACGACCCCCUCGGGGAACACUGGGGUUUGGCCACGGGGGGCUUUGAAGGGUGUUUUCAGCCACAUUUUCGCGUUCCCUGGCUCCUAGUCUGGGGAUUGCCCUUGCUCCCUGCCAUCUUCCGCGCCGGGAAAAGCCUGCCUCGGCGCCGAGUUCUAGCGGCAAGGGUCGCCGAGGAGGGACCGCGAGCGGGCGCCCUGCCCGUCUUCCUGGGGAAGCACCUGUGCGCGCGCUGUGUGUAUCAGGCUCCACGAGAAAAGAGAUGAUUUGACUUAAAUUAAGUUUUUCCUUUGAGGAUAUUUUCAUUUUCUUUAAAAGAAUAUAGUUUUCUUCUAAGAGCUUGGACCAAGGUUUUAUUUCUUAAAAUUACAGCAGAUUCACAAACGUCCGAUUUGUAUAUCACGUGGUUGGAUUUUAGGUGGUAAGGACAUUGUAAGUUUAAUUAUUUUUGUAUAAAUUCGUUUAAAAUCUCA
This is a messenger RNA of Heterocephalus glaber (naked mole-rat), 2265 nucleotides long. RefSeq names its product WT1 interacting protein (gene Wtip). Gene Ontology annotation, cellular component: adherens junction; transcription regulator complex; nucleus. The record is from RefSeq and is a predicted model, not a curated record. Gene Ontology annotation, molecular function: transcription corepressor activity. Lineage: Eukaryota; Metazoa; Chordata; Mammalia; Rodentia; Bathyergidae. Gene Ontology annotation, biological process: cytoskeleton organization; regulation of DNA-templated transcription; negative regulation of hippo signaling.